Solea solea (common sole) is the source of this 2520-nucleotide messenger RNA. It is a transcript of the gene sack1fb, whose product is annotated as family with sequence similarity 83 member Fb. The transcript is spliced from 5 exons. Lineage: Eukaryota; Metazoa; Chordata; Actinopteri; Pleuronectiformes; Soleidae. The record is from RefSeq and is a predicted model, not a curated record. The coding region runs from base 128 to 1606 and encodes 492 amino acids.
UAGAAAACUUUCCUCAGGUUUGUUUUACCUGUCCGGUGUCAUACCUGAAACAAGGACUUACCGAGCACACGUCAGUGAGCGUUAGAGUCCUGUGAGCUGCGGGAGACCGGGACACCCACAUCCAGCCAUGGCCGAAUCCCAGCUCACGUGCAUGGAGGACGGCCGCAUCGGAGUCAAUGUGCCGGAGACCAAACCGGAGUUUUACUACAGCGAGGAGCAGCGCGCUGCCAUCGAGGAGCUGCUGAAGAACGGCGACGGUGCGUUCAAGACGCGACUCAAGGAUGACAAAAUGAAGGACUUUCUGUCCGCGAGGGAAAUCAAAACACUGACCAACACUUUCAAACUCUACGACUCCGACGAGGACAGCGACCGCGCCGGCAAAGCCGCGCAGGACGGGGUAGGGGACGCGGACUCGGGGGUCCACUCCACCUACUGGCCCCAGAUGUCGGACACCGAGGUGCCACAGCUGGAUAUCGGCUGGCAGAGCGGGGGGAUGUUCAAAGGCGUGACCCGCGUGGCAGUGCACACACAUCCGCCCAAAGAUAAUGGACCGCACAUCAAGGAGGUGGUGAGGCGGCUCAUACAGGACGCUGGCAAGGUGAUAGCGAUCGUGAUGGACUUGCUCACAGAUAUCCAGAUCCUGCAGGAUCUGAUGGACGCGGCCUGGCGACGCUCUGUGGCCGUUUACAUCCUCUUAGAUAACCAAGGUGUGCCGCACUUCCUCGACAUGUGCUCCAGGCUGCAGAUGGGCUCGCAGCACCUCCGGAACAUCCGGGUCAGAUCGCUGCAGGGAGUUGGAUUCUUUCUGUCGUUCGGCAGACUGCCCGGUUCGCUCUCGAACAAGUACAUGCUUGUAGAUGGAGACAAAGUCAUGUUUGGCUCCUACAGUUUCUCCUGGGCAACAUCUCGCAUGGACCGAAAUAUGAUCACUGUGAUGACGGGACAAGUGGUUGACUUCUUUGACCGGGACUUCCGUGAAAUGUACGCCAUCUCUGAGAAGAUGGACCUCUACAAGGAGUUCCACGUCAGCCCGCCUGCUGCUCACACGACCGCCACGGUGCGCUCCAAAGUUGGGUCUAUACGUCCACCUUUACCGGCCACCACCUCUCGCUUCCAGGUCACCUUAGGAGAUUCACGGAAAGACAAAAUCGAGGUACCCGCGCACAAGUACUACAACCCCAAAUACUCGCUGGUGUUUGGGGAUGCCCUACGGCCAACGGGGUCUCUACAGGAGCCCGGAAUAAAGAGGGAGACAAUUAUGUCUCAGGUCGCUGAGGAGAUGGAAGAAGGUAGACCACGAGUGACCAGCAGUGAGAGGAUAGACCGGCUGAGUCCGUCAGCCGAAGCCCCGAGUGAACCCUACAGUAGACCGGAGACGACACAGGACAAGAAGGGGCGCAGCACGUUCAGGCAGAGAUUAUUCGGCAGGAAGUCCACUAAGAAUUCACCGACACCACCCGAUUGUGCUGACGAGAACGAGGAGAAGAGAGCGAAGGGGAACAAACUAGGCCUCAAGUCAGAGUCUCAGCAGCCGAUUAACAUCACAUUCGACAAUGAGAGUUUGAAGAGUCGACAUCGAGGAAAACCGAAGUGCACCUUGUCUUGAGGGUAACGUGGAUUUUUCUAACUUCAGAAUGCAGUCACGCCAUCUUACAAACAAACCCUCUUUAAAACCGAUGCCACUCAUGAUUGUGCAAUAUUGUGACUUUACCCACUGCCUUAGACGAAGACCAAAUGAAUGUACUGUGUCAGGUACUGUGACAAAUAAAAUAAAUGUGGGGGUUUUGUAUUGGGAUGCAGUAAAAGUUCAAUAAGAUAUGAAAUGGUGGUUCUGUUGUGUCUCGUUUUCUCUGAGCCUUGUUGGAAAGAGGGUCAACUGCUCCCCCUGGUGGACACUGAGUGCACUGGUUUACAGGUUUACAUUGUAGUGCACACAGUGAGAAGCAGAAGAAGACUUUCUCAGCUUUGAGAAAAUAAUAAUUUGUCUUCAGUUUACAAGAGAACAAGGUUUUGUAAAAGGGCGUCUGAUGGUAGCUGUAAACACACAGGCCUUCUCUAAAGCAGGGGUCACAAAGGGACCACAGAGGGGACCAUUUGGGUUUAUGUCCACAUCCAUGCACAGUUCCUGACUCAUUUGAUAUUUUGUCUUUGCUGAUAGCGCUACAGCUUUUAGCAAAGCCACUCAUCAUUAAAGAUGUUUCUUGAGCAGUCGUACUACGCGUUUGAAAGGACGAGGGUUCCACCCCUGAGGAGGAUCAUGGUUUAUUAUACUAAAUCUUCAAAUCACUCUCUGAACAUCACCAGUCUAAAUCAGGACUUUGUCAAACCUCAGAUUACUGUUGCUUUUUUUUUUUUGUUAAUGGUUCUGCGUCUUAAUUAUUCAAAAUGUCUCUGCGAUUCCUUUUACACCGUUUCAUGUUGUUAUUGCUCCGCGUUGCCUUCAGCUGCUUUUACUUGCCGUUUUUUAUAUCUCUGUUAUGUUUGUUUGUUUUUUGUUUUUUUUAAUCUUUUCAUGACUUU